Sphaeramia orbicularis (orbiculate cardinalfish) is the source of this 2850-nucleotide messenger RNA. RefSeq names its product proteoglycan 4-like. The transcript has a single exon. The record is from RefSeq and is a predicted model, not a curated record. The coding region runs from base 809 to 2470 and encodes 553 amino acids. NCBI's taxonomy places the organism in Eukaryota, Metazoa, Chordata, Actinopteri, Kurtiformes, Apogonidae.
UUUCUUCCAUGACAUAGCCCAGGCUACAGAAAUUUUUAUAUGCACUUAAAUAAUCAUUUUUGAAAAUUGUACAAUUUGUCUUUGGAAUUAAGUUUUACAUAGACACGUGAUGCCUGGUAUGACUGAAAAAAGCUGGUUUAUAUGAUUUUAGAUCACAUGAUUACUGCCAAUGGACUUGAUGGGUUCUGGGUUUUUAAGGUUGACUUUUUAUAGCUGAAUGUGCUGCUUCUUAUAGUUGGGUAUUGUACUUUAGAACUAUCAGAGUGGUUAGUUUGUAACUGAGACAAAUGUAUGCAUUUUUUUCUUGUUUUGAAGAGGAUUAUUUCUAACACUGAUUUGUAUUUCUAAUAUAACAAGAUAACAUGAUUUACUUUAAUAGACAAGACUAAUUGUGCAAAAACUAGUGGAUAUAGCACAGAGGUGUGUUUUGAAAUGCAUUGCAAAUGGGGGUUCUUUGUUCGACAUGCAUCCUCAUUAAAUAUAGAAUGUGUUUGUUUGUGUGUGCAAGUGAUUAGUAUAUAUUUGGCAUUUGCAUCAAUUUAUAGUGAAGCAGUUGUGUACUUUUCCCUAACCGUAGAAAUGGUUGCCUCUUGGUUUGUGGAUAUUUAACCCGCAUGAACAAGACUUCCCACUUUGCCAUCAAAUUUUUGAAAGACUAUUUUUCUGUUCAGCUGCACCUCCUGCCCCAGCUUCCUCCCAGCAACCGCAGGCAGCUUCUGGCUCUGCAAAACCCAAAGGCAAAGAUGCCAAGGGUGCACAGGGUUCCACUGCCCCAAAGGCUGUCCCUGGCAGAAGAAAACGGUCCUCUAUGUCUGCCUCUUCCUCUUCUCCCACCUCUCCAAAAUCUACUCCCUCUUCCACCCCACGUUCACCUAUGCCAUCUUCUCCCCUUGCUUCCUCACCUGGCAGCUCUCUUGCCAGUCAGAGCUUGACACCAAAAGUUAUCAAGGCUGGCAAACAAGUAAUGCCUAAAAAAGGAGAAGGAUUUGUACCUGCCCCUCUCCCUGUGGAAAAGCCUCUAGGGUCUAGCCCUAAGCCAACUACAGUUGAAGCUAAACCUGAAGCAGUUGAUGUAAAAAGCAUCUCCUCAGCAGCUCCAAAGCCAGUUGCAGGCCCUCCAGCUUUUAAAAUUACCUCAAAACCUGCUGUUGCUGCUCCUGUUUCAUUUGCAGGUACUCUUGCAACUAGCCCUCCUAAAUCAGUUGAGUUUAAAGCAGCAUCCCCUAAAGCACUUCCUGUUACCGUAGUUGAUGAUGAUCUCCCGCCACUUAUCCCACCUGUGAAGCCAGUUAAAAUUCCAGAAGUAGUUCCCCCUGUUGAGAAAGAGAUUGCCAAAUGUGCCACAUCUCCCCCGAAACCACAGCAUAUUCAGAGUUCUACUGCUGUCCCCAUUGAGGCCAUUAAGGUAGCCCCCAAACCUGCACCUGCAGAGGCUAAGAAGAUCGAUAUGAAGCCUAAGUCUGAGGAUCCUAAGGUGGGUUCUGAGGCCAAAUCUGUCCCUAUUGAAGGUGUGAAGGUGGUUACUGAAGCAGUUACCAUUGAGGCCCUUAAGCCAGCUCCUGUUGAAGUCGAGGCCCAGCCUCUGCCCAUUAAAGCUCCUGAACCAGUACUGGCAGCAGCCCCAAGUGAGCCCAUACCUGUUGAGGCUGCCAAGCUAGUUGCAGAGGUCAAGCCUGCUCCUCCUAAGGCUGUUGCUCAGGAUAAACCUGCUGCCCCUGUUGAGGUUCCUAAGCCAGCUGCUCCUGUUGAGGUUCCUGAGCCAGCUGCUCCUGUUGAGGUUCCUAAACCUGCUGCCCCUGUCGAGGUUCCUAAGCCAGCUGCCCCUGUCAAGGUUCCUAAGCCAGCUGCCCCUGUCAAGGUUCCUAAGCCAGCUGCCCCUGUCGAGGUUCCUAAGCCAGCUGCCCCUGUUGAGGUUCCUAAACCUGCUGCCCCUGUUGAGGUUCCUAAGCCUGCUGCCCCUGUUGAGGUUCCUAAGCCUGCUGCCCCUGUUGAGGUUCCUAAACCUGCUGCCCCUAUUGAGGUCCCCAAGCCCUCAGUUGAGGACAAGUCUGUUCCUGACAAACAAGUUACAGUAACAAAAUUGGUGAAGUCAGAUGUGGAAGUUAAAUCUGCUCCAGAGGUUAUCAAAGCUGCAGAACCUAAACUACCUGCCGCUGAGCUUCCCAAGCCAGCUACUGAAGCUAAAUUGCCAGAAGGUAAGGCUGCUCCCACUGAGCCUGCAAAGCCUGAUACUCCUGCAGCCAAACCAUCACCUCCUUUUAAGCCCGCUCCUGUUGAGCCCGCUGUUUCUGCCCCAGCUUCACGUAAACUCACAUUUGCUGAGGCUGUUGCAAAGCCUUCCCCUGUUAAACCUGAGGUAAUUGAUACAACUCCUUCUGAGCCUGUCUCAUCACCUAAACCUGCUAAAAUCCCUGCCAAGGUGGAGCCUGUGAUCAAGAACGACAAGGGUAUUUCCUCCUUUCUCUCAUGAUUUUUGCUAUGUUUUUCCAAUUGCUAUCUAGCAAUCUAGUUGUUGAAAUAGGCUGCUUUUAUUUGAAAUGGUUCCCAUAUUGCAUCCCAUGGUUAACUUUAAGCCAUUUUUGCAGUCUCAUUUAUGGUUCUAUAAUGUUUAAUGAUGAGCUAUUUGUUGAAAAUAACUGUUGGGUAAACAGCAGUAUGGAUUUAAGCUUCCAGAGUCUAUUGUGCAGAAUGAAUGGUUGUUGCAGUUUUGCGUUUGCUGUUUACUUGUGACUGCCUAAUUUCCUAAUCUUCAUUCCAGGAUUCAUAUAGCUUUAUCCAGAAUAACUUAACCAAGUGGAUUUAGGAGGGUGGUAUGUUCUGCUGUCUAAAUUAUGGUUCCUGUUGCUGUUU